Molecule: messenger RNA, 6429 nt
Organism: Centruroides sculpturatus (bark scorpion)
Lineage: Eukaryota; Metazoa; Arthropoda; Arachnida; Scorpiones; Buthidae
Product: myb-like protein X
Exons: 21
Coding region: 146-6163 (2005 amino acids)
Source: RefSeq, a predicted model, not a curated record
CUGCCAGAUCGAUCGAUAGAUUGGUUUAUAUUAUCGUGGAGACACAAACAUGUAGUCUCCUAGCUCCCUCCUACUCGAGCGAAUGUGGAACCGAUAGAAACAUGUAUAUCAUCCAGUUGUAAUUUUACUUGGAAAAACAGAAGAUAUGCUUCAAACGGAAGAUAGUCCUUCCAGCGAAAUGUCGCAGAUAGUUACUGACAAUCAACCUAAAGGAGAUCAGGCAGCAUGCACGUCAUCGGACUGUCCGUCCAAUCGUUCAGAAAGCAGCGAAGAUAGCAGAGGAAGGCUGUUGGCCCUGGAAAACGAAUUACAGGCUCGAACACGUGACCUGGAAAGGCUCAAAUUUAAGAUUGACAAAAUGAAAACUCAGCAAAUUUCUGGUGUAUCGACUCCCAGAAGGGAUACAAAACCAAUAAAUAUAAGAAUAGAGCUGGAACGACUCAAAAAAGACAAAAAAGUGAUGGCAGAAUUGCUAAAACAGUCCCAACAAGAAAUUGCAAGAAAAGAAUCCAUCAACAAGAAACUUAAACAAGAAAACGAUAAAUUAAGCAGGACGUUAUCGUCGUUAAGAACAAAAUUAACAGAAAAUGGACGUAACAAACACCUUCUUGAACAAUUAGAAAAGGUACGCAACGAGUUAUCACUACUCACGAGUAAAAGUGAGCGAAUGGAACACUAUAGUGAAGGUCAGGACAUUCAAGAGCAGAGUCGAAUCAUAGAAGAUCUCAUUGUCGAAAAGGAGCAAUUGAAGCAGUGUUUAUCAGCAAUUUAUUUAAAAAUAACCCCCUAUGCAGUUAGUUUACCUUCUCGUGACACUCCUUCGCCCGUCUGGACAGAAGAUGUUCGAAAUACUUUCGAGCAGUUUUGUCAAGAGAAGAUAAAACUGGAAAGGGAAUUAGAGCAUCUCAGACUAAGAGUCAAGUCUAGGAACGACUCUCAGGAGGACAAUAAAAAUAAUUACGAAACAACAAUAAGCGAAUGUUCUACCGAAAGUAAAGUCGAUUGUGACAUACCCAUGAACAUUUCUGAAGAUCUGGAUAGGGAUCUUUCUCCUAUAAAUGACCAUCGAGAUAUGGAAGUUUGUAAGUGGAAAGAGAUGUAUCAACUAGUGUGCGACAAGUACCGUUCAACAGAACGCUCUCUACUAGAAAACGAGAAACAGUUAGAUUGCAUUUAUUCUUCUCUGGAGAAUACCGCUCGACAUUUUUUUGGAGAAAACACAAAUUUCACUAAACUAACUUCCGAUAGUGCCAUCAAAGUCAUCAAUCGCCUAUCUGAAGAAUGCACACAUCUAAAAGAAUCUCUAAAAAAAGUCAGAAAAGAAGAAGAGAAUCAAUUUUAUUUACAAAAUUGCAUUAUAGAUGCGGAGAAAAUAUUACAGAAAGAUGGAAGGACUACCUCAACAUUGAAAACAGUUAUUGGUGAUCUAAACAUUGCUUCUAACAUGGAAAGUAAAUUUGCUUCCUUAGCGGAAACAAUGCUCCAAAUUUAUACAAAUCAACUAGAAUGGGUUAAACAAUUGGAACAUAAUAAUGCACAGUCCACUUCAGAAGGUGAAGAUGCUCACUCAUCAUCUCCACAAUGUAAAGAUACAAGUAGUGAUAAACAAAGUGAUGAAGAAGUAGAUAGCAAGCGGGUUAACGAAGGGAAUUUAUUAAAAGCCAACGAAAAUGAAAAUGAAAAAAUUGAAAAUUCUAAACAUAUUGAAGUUAAUGAAGAAUUAAUUCACAAGAGUGAUGUGUCGGAUAUUCAUCAGAUGCCCGAAAAUAACACUUGUGUUGAAGAUGAAGUUGUUGAACAACAGCACACAGAAUUAGAAAGUAAUCCAAUAAAUCCUACUGAAGAAAGAACAAGUGAAACAGUGAUUAGUGAUAUUCCAGAAAAGGAAAGUGAAGAAACUGUAGAUAAAGAAGGAGAAACAGUGACUAACAAUAAUAAUGUUAAUGUAAAUGAAGAAAAACAAGAUGAUUCUGAAUCUGAAUUUAAAGCCGAGGAUCAAGAACUGCAAGUAAAAAGUGAAGAAAAUUUAGAAGCACAAAGUCAGAAUGAAGAUGAAUCAAAAAUACUAGACGAAAAUGAAAAAGACAGCGAUCAAGAAGCACAGUCUGAUGAUGAAAAUAGUCAGAAGCUACCAAAUGAGAAUAUUGAAGUACAAGAAACCCCUAUUGAAAAAGAAUAUAGUGAAGAAAUAGCAUCCGAAAAUCUAGAAGAAAAAGAAAAGCACACUGAUAAUGAGUGUAGUCAAGAAGAACAGAAAGAACAAUGUCAGAAUGAAAAUAGCCAGGAGGAUCCAUCUGAGAAUGCAAAUAGUCAGGAAGAACCAUCUGAGAAUGAAGGUGCUCAGGAAGAACAGGAAUCAUCUGAGAAUGCAAAUGAUCAGGCGGUACCAUCUAAGAAUUCAGAUGGUCAGGAGGAGCCAUCUGAGAAUGCAAAUAAUGAGGAGAUACCAUCUGAGAAUGCAAAUGAGCAAGAAGCACCAGUUGAGGAUGAAAGUAGUAAAGAUGUGUCAGUUGAAGACAUGGAACAGGGUAUAUCCAAAAGUGUCGUUGAAGAGAACGUACAAGCUGAGAAUGCAAAUGACCUAGAAACACCUUGUAAUGCUGUUGUGCAGGAAUCACAAACUGAAGACGUAAAUGAUCAAACAAUACCAAGUGAAAAUAUAGAUGCAGAAAAUAUAAAGACCGAAAAGGUAGAUGAUCAGGAAACAUCAGCUGAGAAUGAAGAAAAUCAGAAAAUGUUAAGUGAAAAUGAAAGUAAAGAUGACAAAGAAACAAUUGAAAUUGCGGACGAUGUAAAAGAUGACGAUGAUGAUGAACAUACUAAAGAAAUGUUAACUGAAAAUGCCAAUCAAGAUGAUGAGAAGCAAAAUGAGUCAGUGGAGAGUGAAUCAAAACAGGAAAAUGAAGAAAAUAUACAAAGUGAAUCUCAAUUAGAUGUUCAGGAAAGUACAGAUAAAUCAGAGGAACAUGGAGUUGAGGUAACGGAAGCCGAUGACACUCAGGAAGGAGAGGGUAAAACUGAUAAUGUUGAAGAAAUUAUUGAAAAGAAAGAAUCAAACGAAGUAGAAGGCAGUAAUACACAAGAAGAACAAUCCACAGAAACUAAACAAGAUGAGGAAAUUGGCGAAGGAGAUUCAGAAAAAGAAGCAGCGGACAAAGACGAAGAUUCUAAACAAAAUUCCGCAAGUGACUUACAAAACGAACCUGCAGAAAAUGUCCCUGAAACUGAUUGUAUUAUAAAUGAUGAAAAAAAUUGCAAUUCUCAUCAAGAUUCUUUAACAGAAGUAUCGGAACAUUGUGAGAAAGAAUUAGAAGCGGAUAACAUCAAAGAUUCAAAACAUGAGGAUGCUGAACAAAACGAUAUUAAUGAAAGAAACGAAGAACAGGAAGAACAAUCUUUGCAAGACAGCACUGGAGAUUUUGAUAAAGAGAUAUCGAAAAAUGAGUCAGAUGUCUCUGUUGAGAAGCAAGUAGAAGCUAUUCAAGAUGAUGAAGAUAAAGAAGUAUCGGAAGAUUCGAAGAAAGAAGAAGAAGAAACUACAGAGAGUUUGGAAAAGGAACAGUUAGAUUCAGAAGAAGAAAAAACAAAACAAGAUGUUGAAGAGCGUUCCGAAGAAAAAAGUGUAGAAAUCCACAAAGAUGAAGUGAAGUCAACAGAAGAGGAACCUAAACAAGAACUAACUAAUGAAGAUAGCGAAGAAAAAUGUCAAGAAAACGGAAGCUUAGAAAAUAAAGACGCUGCUAUUGAAGCUUUACAUGCUGAAGUUGCCACUGCUGUUGAAGAUGAUGAUGAAAAAACAAAUCAAAUCGAAGAAACUGUGGAUCAAGAUGUAGAUAAAUCAAAACCUAACGAAAUGAGUUAUGAAAUAAAGGGAGAAGAAUCAGAAGACCAAGAUAAAAAUGAUACAGAAGGAGAUGCAUUAUCUGAAAUGAAAAGUGAAGUUGCAACAACAAAUUUAGAGGAAGAAGCUGCUGAAAAUUCAAUUUCUGCUCAAAACGUGGAAGAUAAGUCUGUAGUUGUAGAUUCAAACGAUGAAAAAAUAAAUCCUGAGGAGUCUGAAAGCGAAAUUGUAGAAAAUGAUCAAUCUGUUGAUGAGAGCAUAUCUGAGAAAAUAGCUGCGGAACAAGAAAGCGAAAAUUUUGGCAAUAAUUCUGAAGCUGACAAUAUUCCAAAAAUUUUAAAAAGUGAUGUAGAUUGUGCAGUUGAAACUGAUCAAAAUUCUCAAAAUGAAAACCUAACAACAGACGAUCCAAAAUUUCUUUUUAGUAACGAUGUGAAGAUUGUCAUUAAUUCAGCAAGUAGUGAAGUAUCAGAAAGCACUGAUGACCAGCUCUCAAUUUCUGCUCUACCUCCUUCAAACUUGGAUAAUCAUGACUUGGAAGACGUAGAUGACAUAGAUGUAGACGCUACUCCUGUCAUAGAACCAAUUAUAACUAAAGAAAAAGUGGAAACAAAGGAAAACCUCUUUUACUCACCUCCAAUUGAAGCAGAAGGUUCAAAAAACGGGAACGCAUCUCCAACAUCUGAUAAAGAAGCAGAGUUAAGCCAAGAGAGAUUCGCAAAAAGGAUUGAGGAGCUCGAAACGGAGAUGUUGGAGAUGAAAGAAGUUAGACAACAUCAUAUGCAGGUGGCUUGUGAACUAGCGGAACAAUUGGAAGCCAUGAAGAAACGUGAGUCAGAACUUCGAGAGCAAUUAGCAUCGGCCGAAAAGAAUUCAUCACUAGAAGUAGAAGGGAUGUACAAAGAAUGGAGUGGAAGAGAACAAAGUUAUCAAGACGAAAUCGCAGCUUGGAAGGAGAACGUUCAACAACAGAAUUCAGUUUUGCAAAGGUUGAAAGCUGAUCUCGAUCAAGCGCAACAAAUGGUACAACAAAAAGAACAAGAAAUUGCACAGCUGAGAGGUGAAAGAGAUUUAUUGGAAUCGGAAACUCAAACUUCGGAUCAAGAAGAUGCUUCAAAUUCUAAAGAAUUGAAAGCAACAGUCGAAAGAUUGAGAAAAUCUAGCGAACAUUAUCAACAGCAACUGCUAGAGAAUAGGACUGUCGUAAGAGAAGUUAAAUCCAUCAUAGAAGGUUCUGUGGCUCAAUUGGUAACUCUUAAGGCUAUGGGAACUAAACACAUGAAGAGGGAAUAUGUUUAUAGAAGUAAUUUGGCUCAGAAAGAACAAGAUCUGAAACACCUUCAACAAGAGCUGGAUAGACAGACAAUAGAUUCUAGAUCGAAAGGGAAUAUCAUAGAUAAGCAAAGACAAGAAAUUAGAUUAUUGAAGGAAGAAUUGAGGAAGUACCAAAAUGACAUAAGUGCCAAAGUAGAGUUUAUCGAUGAACUUCAAAAUAAAGUGCAAAAUCUAAUGAUGUCAGAAGUUAAAGAAAUUAAUAUAAAGCCAAACUACAGAGAAAUAUUUUCUGUGGGAGAAAGAUGUUUAGAAGAGCAACAUCUACUUCACUUAGAAAAGCAGAAAGAUGAUCUGAGAAGACUGCAAGAAAGAAUUAUUCAGUUGGAAACGAAAUUUCGAGAAUCAGACAGUGCUGGUGAAGCUAGUGAUCAAGCACAAUCUACGAGGAGUCAUCCUGGUUCAGCAGGAUCAAUCGAUUCCUUAUCAGAGAGUGACAACCUUUGUCUAUGUAAAAGAAAAGAUUAUAACAAGAUCCUAAAAUUAAGUGAAGAAUCGUACUUGAAUCUAUUAACAAGUCUAAUCGUAUGCUUGGGCAUAUCGGAUUUAAAGUACAACAAAUCUCUUCUACACCUAAAUUGGUCACAGUGUAAAGAUGUUGUGUCGGAAAGGAAAGCGAAUCAAAAGAAAAUAUUAAAAUUCAUACAAAUAUUGAAAAACGAAGAAAGAAAAUUCAGUCCACGACCCAUUCAUUCUAACAGAAUCAGGUGUUCGGACGAAAGUGAAAGCAGAAAGGUAAUACCAAAGCCUCUUACUCCUCCUAAUGGACAAUCAUCAUAUAUAUCGGAUAUGAUUAGGCAUGCGGAAGAUAAUUUGGAUAAAGAGAGAUUAGUAGUGAAAGGAGAUGCCAAAAAAUUUACACCUUGGCGACCCGUAACGUCUAUUGCAGAUAGGAGAAUACCAUUAGAGUUGAAGAAUGGAGAAAUUUUGGCUUUACUUGGUUCUUCAGAUACAAAAUCAGUGCCAAAAUCUUCAAUGAAUUCCAAGUAAAGUGAAGGAAAGAGACGGACACGCUGUGAUAUAUCAUCCAAAGUAUUACGAAGAAGGAUAUUUCUUUUUUUUAGAAUUAGUUUUGUUGGAAUUAGGAAAGAGUGGAGGGACUCUUGUAAAACAUUUUUAUCGCUCGUUUUUAAGAAGUAUAUACCCGGGAUUCGACAAGUGUAGCCGAUUUUAUCUGAUGUUGUCGACGUUAUUUUUAUGAAAAACCCUUGUUGAUUAUUGGCAAUAAAAAUACAACUGUACAAAAAAGAAAUGUG